GGGGUUGAGUGUGACCACGUGACAGUUCAAAGGGCAUGCAGAGGUCGUGUUGUGCUUCUCCUUCUUUCUUACACGUUUGUGUGUUUUUAAGCCAGCCGGUUCUGGUGAUGCGAUGGCUUUCCUGACUCUCUUCGUGAGAAGGCAGCUGCCGCAGGCCGUCAGCUACUUCGCCCGCGCAGUGGAGCUGGGCCGGCCCGGCUGCGGCGGAGCCCCGCUGCGGAGGCUGCACGGCUCGGCGCGGCAGCGGGUCGGGGAGAAGGGGCCGUGGGGCAAGAGCCAGCGGGGUCCGGAGCAGCCACUGCAGCAGUACCACCUCACAGACCUCGACAAGGCGGACGCUUUGAUGCUAAGGAAGUCACAUGAAACAGGGUUCCUGUCGUGGUUCAGGAACGGCUUGCUGGCGACUGGGAUUGGAGUCAUUGCUUUUGUCCAGAGCGAAGUGGGACGGGAAGCAGGAUACGCCUUCUUCAUCCUGGGAGGCGUCUGCGUGUCGUUUGGCGGCGCGUCCUACGUUGGCAGCCUGUUCGCCUUGCGGAGGCUGAUGCUGCUGUCGGUGCCAGCUCUGCUGCUCCAGGGCACCGUGGUGGGCACCGUCGCCCUCUUCUGGCUCUGCGCCGUAUCGCUGUACAUCGGCCGCCUGGAGGUGGAGAUCAUCCACGACGACGAGGAGGGGGACGGCGGGGAGGACGAGGGAGAGUGCCGGAAGUGCCGCGAGAGGCGGGAGCAGCGAGGUCACAGAGGCUCCCGGGACAGUGAGGACAGUGGCAGCAAGGGCCAAAACAAAUAGCGAUCUUCCAGGAAUGCUCAGUGUGUGUGUGUGUUUUUUGUUGUUUUUUUCUUGAUGCUCUGAUUCAGGGUUUCUGUUAUUUGUAUGUUUGUGCAAAAUGCAUAUGUGUUCAUGUGCAGACUGUGAGCUUAAAAAAACAGCAAACCUGUCAUCUAUUGUUGUAAAAAAAUUAUUCAGGUGAAGAAAAACUUUUAACUUUUUUUUUUAAAAACAGUUUAAAGACGCUGGAAAUUGUGGAAAAUCUGUUUAUUUCCUGAAUAAACAUGUUUUUUCUAAAAAACUCUUUUAGUUCAUCUGAAAAUGUUCUUCUGUUUUUUAUUUUUUAUUCGAUGCUUAUGAUUUACUUUUUGUGCCACCGUCAGUCUUCCUUGGAGACUGUUUGUUUUAUCAACAUGAUCGGUAGAAUCAAGGCUGACCUUUCACCUUAAGUCAGUUGUUUUGUCUCAAAAGUUUUUUUUUGUUUUUUUUUUAAAUAAUCAGAGAAAAUGACACUGAGGGCUCAAGUUUUUUUUUUAUUAUUACUUUACCACUGCAACAGCACUUUUGUCAAGCUUUGUUUUUUGUCACUAUACUUCCUUAAAACUGUUUGGAAACAGGAUAUUUUUCACAGUUCUCUCUGUGUUUAUAUAUUUUGUUCUGUUUUCUUUUUUUUAAAUCAUGUACAGUACCAAACUAUAUCCAAAAACUCUUUACAGUGAAUCUUCUGUUUUCAGGUUAUCUCUGUAAGUUCUGUUUUAAUGGAUGCAAGGCGUUGAUGCUGGUAAUUAUAUUGAAUUUGUUUGUGAAAAGCGGGUGUUUACUAUUGUUUACUUUUGUGCACCACAGUGCAUGCAAUAAUAAAACCAGAGGAACUCUGUAGUGAGACCCAGCA
This is a messenger RNA of Xiphophorus couchianus (Monterrey platyfish), 1658 nucleotides long. RefSeq names its product transmembrane protein 160 (gene tmem160). Bases 113 to 787 code for a protein of 224 amino acids. NCBI's taxonomy places the organism in Eukaryota, Metazoa, Chordata, Actinopteri, Cyprinodontiformes, Poeciliidae. The transcript is spliced from 4 exons. The record is from RefSeq and is a predicted model, not a curated record.